AGGAAUGGUUCUCCUCCUUGGGUCUUCUCAUUGCAAUAAUAACACUGACAAGCAUGAUGGAAAUCGAUCCUCCUCAAGAAGUAUCUUUAGCCAUCCUUGGGAAACUUUCCUUGAAUGCUACUGAACUUAAAAUUGCUUAUACUCCAAAUAACACGUUGGCAAAAGAAAUAAUGGACAAAAUAGAAACAAUAUCUAUCCUGAAAGGUGUAGAGACAGAAGCUAUGAAAGAUGAAAAAUCCAUGGAAGCUGCACAAAUGGAAGAAAUAGACAUGAUUGGAGUUGUAUUUCAAGAUGAAGUCUCAUAUCGACUCCGAUUCCCUUUAUAUAAACUGGUUUCCCCAAAUGAAUAUUUUGGAAAGACAGAUUACUGUUACAACUUUUCAUCAUCUGAUUGUUCAAAUCCAAGCUAUUGGUAUGGAGGCUUUAUAGCUUUGCAAUCUAGCAUUGAUAGUGCACUUAUUGAACAGGACUUAGAGAGAUAUUUCGCUGAGGACAGAACAGACUGACUGGUGCCCUAUCGAGGCCGUCUCACCCAUCUUCAGGUGCCGACGGAGACCUUUCUCCGGGAGAGGGCUGACUACCUCUCCUGGGCAUCCGGAGGACACCACCGAUCCAAGAAUCUGACCAGGAUCAGGACAAGUUAAUAAAAAUUACGCCAGCUGAAAGAGAAGAUGCCUGCAAGCAAGUAUCAAAAGAAUUGUAGACCCACUCGGUUAGGAAUGGAAGAAGGGGCCCGAUCACCCCCCUGAGCCUGGGAUAGCAUCCCUUCCAAACGGAACCGGCAUAUCCUAAUGAGGCUCUAG
Messenger RNA from Thamnophis sirtalis, 803 nucleotides. NCBI's taxonomy places the organism in Eukaryota, Metazoa, Chordata, Lepidosauria, Squamata, Natricidae. The record is from RefSeq and is a predicted model, not a curated record.